AAUUAACUUAAACUUUACGUUAAGACUUCGCUAACACUUCCUCUUCACAAAAUAUUUCGACUUAAUUUCUUGUUAAUGAGGAAAGUUUGAUGAUUGUUCGCGCGCGGGGUUGAUGGACAUUAACAUUAGAUUAUAAUCGGAGUGUAAUUGUGAAAUAUAAAUGUGUUCUCGGAUUGUUUGAUGGUUUUGUUUGGAGCCCAUUAUUAAAGUCUCAUCUCUGACUCAUUUUGUUCUUAUUAUGAAACUUUAAUUUGGGAGGCGCUUAUUCAACUCGACAGCCGUCAAACACGGAAUCACUUUAACAUUGAGGAGAAACUGAAUUUUAUUCAGGACGAACUUUGAUUCACAUCCGUCAGUGAAGAAGCGUCUGUAGAUCCGUCAGCGCAGCAGGUGGGCAGUAGUUAUGAUCCCUGUGAACGAGUUUCGCAGCAUCACCUCAGUUCAAAACCCUCAGUUCAGAGUCCUGAAGCCCUGGUGGGAUGUGUUGUCUGAAUAUCUGGCCAUUGCCAUGCUAAUGAUCGGAGUGUUUGGCUGCACGCUUCAGCUGACACAGGACAAGAUUUCCUGCCUGCCGAACCGAGUCACAGAUGCUUCCAGAGAAGAUGUGGACUGCAGUCACCUACAAAAGAACAAUGAGAGUCUGUUGAGUCUUACCAUCGUCGAGGCGUUCGGUAGAAAAAAUGGUCUCGAUAUCCGCCAGUAUGAGUUUGUCAACCACUUCUGUUAUGAACGUUCUGUACACUGGUAUGGCAAGUACUUCCCUUACCUGGUGGUCAUCCACAGCAUGAUCUUUAUGGUGGCCAGCAGCUUCUGGUUUAAGUUCCCAGGGACGUCGUCUAAGAUCGAGUUGUUUGUAAACAUUUUAGAGAAAUGCUUUGACUCACCGUGGACCACAAGGGCCAUCAGUGAAGUGUCUGAAGAAAGAAGGGAAGACACGAUGGCAAUCUGGAGAAAAAAUACUAUGACAAAAUCUGUAACGGACGACGACACGGUUGCUCUUUUACGAUCUUCUGUCGAUUCCGACUCGAAUCAAAAAUUAGCAGAACUGCAGCCUCCUGUGUCCUUGUUGGAUAAGAAAGAGGGUGAGCAGGCCAAGGCCCUGUUUGAAAAGGUUAAGAAGUUUCGAACGCAUGUUGAGGAGGCAGAUCUUCUUUAUCUCAUGUAUGUCCUACAAACUGUACUAAAAGUCUUCAAAUUUCUUCUCAUCACCGUUUAUAGCAUUGCGAUGGUUUCAAACAUCCAGGUUGUUGUGGUGUGCACGGUGCCUCCAGAUCUGACAGGGUUUGGUUCUUUCUGCUGCAGCUAUAAUAAAGCUCGUCUGUUCUCUAAAUCAGCAUAUUGUUAUAUAUGCUUUGUUUGCGUGUAUGGAUUGUCAUGUGUCUAUUCGCUUUGUUGGCUGUUUUAUCGACCGUUGAAAGAAUACUCGUUUGAGACUGUUCGCUUGGAGUCGGGAAUCGAUGACAUCCCAGAUGUUAAAAAUGAUUUUGCCUUUCUUCUGCAUCUCAGUGACCAGUAUGAUGCCCUUUACUCCAAACGAUUUGCAGCCUUCCUCUCGGAAGUGAGCGAGAGCAGGCUGAGGCAGGUAAACCUUAACCACGAGUGGACGACAGAUAAACUCCGCACACGUUUGUUGCGCAACGCGAGUGAAAGGUUGGAACUCUGCUUGUUUCUGCUACCAGGAUUGCCAGACACCGUCUUUGAAAUUCCAGAAGUUGAAUCACUUAAGCUGGAACUGGUAAGCAACGUUACGAUCCCUGGAAAUGUAAGACAACUUACAGCCUUGCGUGAGAUUUCGUGUAUCCACACCCCCGCUAAACUCCAGCCAGCUGCCCUCAGUCAUCUGUGUGAGAACCUGAAAGUUCUGCGUCUAACCUUUGACAGUCAGGACAAAGUACCGCUGUGGAUGUACACUUUAAAGAACCUGGAGGAGCUUCACCUGAGCGGCCCCCUAAACAACGAGCUCUCUCGGAGUCCGAUCUUGGGCACUUUACGCGAACUCAAAAAUCUUCGUGUGCUGACGUUAAGUUGUCAGCUGACCAAGACACCUCCCAGUAUUGUAGAUGUUUCUAGCCAGCUGCUGCGACUGUGUGUUCACAAUGAGGGAACCAGGCUUCAAGUUUUCAGCUCUCUAAAGAAAUUGGUUAAUCUUGUCGCUCUGGAGCUGAGGGGCUGUAUGCUUGAGCGAAUUCCCAGUGCGGUGUUUAGCCUCUCACAUCUACAAGAGCUGGACCUGAAAGAGAACAGGCUCACCACCAUAGAAGAAAUUCUGAGUCUGCAGCACUGUUGUCAUCUGAUUACCCUCAGACUCUGGCACAAUGACAUUUCUUACAUUCCUGACCACAUCGGCAAACUCAGCACACUGGAGACGCUGGAUAUUAGCUGGAAUAAGGUCCGCCGACUUCCACCUCGCCUCUGCUACUGCACUAAACUCCAACAUCUGGACCUUUCACACAAUCGGCUGACCUCCCUUCCCUCGGAGAUUGGAAUCCUGCAGUCUCUACGGCACCUGUCUGUCGCCUUUAACUCCCUAGAGUCUCUCCCUGAAGAGCUCUUUUCCUGUAAGAGGCUAAAGGUUCUAGCAUUGGGAAAUAACAGCGUUUCUGCGUUGUCCCCGCGGGUUGGGAAUCUUACUCAGCUGCUGAGGCUGGAGCUGAAAGGGAACAGGCUUGAAUUGUUGCCGGCUGAGAUUGGUGACUGUAUCUCACUGAAACUGUCUGCUCUUAUAGUAGAGGACAGCUUGAUUGACCUGCUGCCUCCUGAUGUGAAAGACAAAAUGAAAAACCGAUAAUUCCAAUCCCAACCCUUUAAUGGUUGAUUACAACCAAUGCUUACUGUAACGCAUCCAUCAAUGUUUGUACUUUUACGAAAAAAAAUUGAUUGACGUCUUUAAAGUUGCCAUGAAACGGAAGUAGCAAUUGCCUUAUUUUCCCCGUGGUGAUGUAUAUCCGAAUGAAACGGCUUCUGAAAUUAAAUAAGGCAGGGCUGGAUUUGAAUUUGUCCAUCGAGAUCUGAUUGGAUCGUUUGAAGUUGGGUCGUGUUGCUAAUUGCUAAUCGCUGCGAUCUUCUCCCGGACCCCGCCCACCUGCCAUACUUAUGACCGGAAGUAAAGAGAGAUCGUUUUGAGGAGGGGAGGAGAUUUGCAUUUUUGAUUUUAAGAUUAUGAGCACACACAAUUUUUUUUAAAAUAAUGAAGCUCACAGAUAAGUCAUUUGUUAAUAAUUCCACAAUAUAAAAAAAAUAUAUAUAGUUUUUCAUUUAAAUUUUAUUGCGACUUUAAAAUAAACCAAUGCACCUGUUGAUGAGUAGUGAAUGAUGUAGACAGAUUUCAGUUACUGUAAGUCUGAUCUUAGGCAGUCAUUCUUUGUACAGUAUGAAGCAUUGAACUCUCACCUGACAGACUAGAUAAACCAGAUCAACACUUUUUCACUUUAUAAAUGAAAGGCAAGGCAAUGUCCUAUAGUAUCAUGAGUGUUACAAAUUCUUCUCAUUCGUGUCUUAAAGAGUCAGUAUUUUUUCAGCAUACUAACAUUAUCUACUCAUUGACAUUCAUUGAAGCAGAACUGUGCUGGUCAUUCUGUUGGCUUGUAACACCGUAGGUUUUGGUUGAGAACAAACUGAACUAAGUUGGUGUUUACAAAUUACCAGUAUUCACAUUUAUUAAAGAAAACUUAAGGUCAGAUUUGAAAGAUGUUAAAGGUUUUAAAAAUGGUAUGUGGGAUAUAGGAGUAGAUUUAAAGCUAGAUAACGAUUUUUUUAAAGGUAAAGACACUGAAAAGUGAAUCGGGUAAAUUUAGAAAAGGUCUGUUUUCAGUUGUUUUUUGAAGUUUAUGGUGGACUGUGCAGUUCAGGUGGAAGCUGACAAUUUAUUGUAGCAGAGAGGAACAGAAUGGGUCAACGUUUAGUAAUUUGGUUCUUCUUUGAGAUAGGUGUUGCUCAAUUCAGGCACUGCUCGUCUGUAUGGGCAAGUGGGGCAGUCCCCCACCAAAAUAUUAAUCCACUUGAAAAUAUAGAACUCUAUGGGGGGGGUUCCCGGACAGGGAUUAGACUAGUCCCAGACUUAAACACUUUUAAGAGCUCUCCAAACUGAAAACAACUUGCACUGACAUAUCUUAAAAUACAUCAGUGCCCUUUGUUUUACCUCAAAAUGCACACAGGUAAUAUUUUUAGUAAGGCAUGUUUGUUAAAACUAUUUAUAUUUCCUAAUUAAACUAAGGCCUAGUCCUGGAUUAAGCUAAUCCUGGUCCGGGAAACCGCCCAUUAUAAACUUAAUUAAAUCUAAACAGCUAACUAGUAAAUAUGUCUAAUAUUUUUCAAACAAAUAUUUAAAGAGUUUCUAGACUAUUUGAAGUGGUAAAGUGAGAUGAAUAUGUUUGGAAAUUGAGCGCAUGGCUCGGUUGGCUCCUGUAUGUAAGUUCGAGCUGAGGGGGCUGAGGCUGUCUCUGCCCUCCUGUGCUCAGCAGCGCCCCACAUUUUUUCCAUGUAAAUUUGUGGUGAAAAAUUGAAAUGCAGCAAACUCUAAUUGAAAGCCAUAUGGCUCUAGCUUUUACAUUCCGCGUAAGCAAAGUGCAUGUCGUUGUCUGCUGCGUGUACGGCUAAUUCUUCAGGUUGUGAUAGUCUACAUAAUAGUGUAGAGUUUUUAUUACAGAAUUUGAAGAUUGUCAGUUAAUGAGAAAAUGUACAUUAAACAACUUUGGUCUGACAAGCCAGAUAGAAAAAUUGUGCAACGCCCAAUGGUAAGUUGUUCAAUAGGGCAUUUUAAAGGUUGUGGGAUGACAAAGCUUUGGCUGUCUGGUUGUACUAAACGGAAUAAAGUGUUUUAUUCACCAUGCCUACUUUCACUUUUUAAGCACUAAGCUAAAAGGUUAAAACCAAAUAAUCCACAUUAUAGGGCAUAUACACCAAACGCAAUUUCAAUGAUUUGCACAAGUAGAUUACAUACAAAGUCAAUGCAGGGAUGAGAAUAGUCGCAAACUUGCGCGGGAAAAACAUGCUAUCCACCUUUUGCACAAGUUAAAAGUAUUGAGAUCAGAAGGGGUGUGACGUGGAAUGAAAACAAGAGGGGUGUUACAGAGUGAGAUCAGAAGGGGUGUGACAGAGUGAGAUCAAGAGGGGUGUGACAAAGUGAUAUCAGAAGGUGUGUGAUGUGGAAUAAGAUCAGAAGAAAAUGAAAUGUCUGAUAACCCUUACCUUACCUUAACCCACACUGACACAGGAAAAACAUACAAACUCUUAUUGAACAUGUCGCAGCUAGUGCGCAUGUCUUGAAACAGCAGUUCUUUUUCCAAAAUAAAAGUUCCUUUAACCAGCUUUAAUUGUCCAAAAAUUGUAAUCGAUCAAAUUAGUUCAAAUUCUGGAAAAGGGUUGAAAACAAAUUGACAAGCUUUACAGCUUAUUAAAAAAUUGUAUAAAAUCUCAAUUUAGUAUUUGACCAUUAAUUAAUAAAUUAUGUGUUUGUUG
This is a messenger RNA of Misgurnus anguillicaudatus (oriental weatherfish), 5457 nucleotides long. RefSeq names its product volume-regulated anion channel subunit LRRC8C. Lineage: Eukaryota; Metazoa; Chordata; Actinopteri; Cypriniformes; Cobitidae. Gene Ontology annotation, cellular component: cytoplasm. Gene Ontology annotation, molecular function: protein binding. The record is from RefSeq and is a predicted model, not a curated record.